GUAGAAAUGAUUCCAGUGUCAGAAUUAUCAUAUUUUGGAGAACAAGACCCAGCAUUCAAAAUCCUGAAGCCCUGGUGGGAUGUGUUUGCAGAAUAUCUGACACUUCUAAUGGUUUUGGUCUCGAUGUUUGGAGGAGCACUGCAGGUAUCAAAUGAGCAGAUUCUGUGUAUCCCGGUUCCAGAGGGUCUCUCCAUUCAAGAGCGCCAGUGGAACCACUCUGUUUUGGAGGAGCUCAACUUUAGUGUGUUUGCUACUGGAUUCCAGACUGGCCUAGAUGUCCAGCAAUAUUACCUUAUCAAUCAGUGGUGCUAUGAUAAUGCAGUCAUAUGGUUUUCCAAAUAUUUCCCUUAUCUGGUACUUCUGCAUUCUCUAAUAUUUCUAAUCAGUAGCAACUUUUGGUUCAAAUUUCCUGGCACAAGUUCAAAGAUAGAACAUUUUAUAACUGUGCUUGGGAAAUGCCUAGACUCUCCAUGGACCACCAAAGCGCUGUCAGAAACAGUGUAUGAGGAGUCUACCCCCAGAAUACCUAUAGUCUCAGAAUCAAAUAUAGAUCAAUCGCUAUCUUCUAUUAAUAGUCCAAUGAAAGUUGAUUCUUCUGAGUCAUUGUCACAAGAAAUGGCUUUCAGUAAUGACGUCCAUAAAGCGGAUAAAGUUUCUCUUUUAUCCAAAAGUUCCUCGCAAGUUUUGAAAGCUGCUGGUGGUAUAAUGGUGGACAAUUCCUCGGUGAAAAUUUUGGAUAAAAAAGAAGGCGAACAGGCGAAAUCAUUGUUUGAAAAGGUGAAGAAGUUCCGCCUCCACACAGAAGAGGGAGACAUUCUCUAUACAAUGUACUUGAAUCAGACCAUUGUCCGAGCUGUACAAAGCGUUGUUAUCCUUGUCUACAUCAGCAUUUUCAUCCCUCAAAUGUGUAAUAAUAUCCACUGUGUUGAUGCACUGCACAUCACAGGGUUCACUGACUUCUUCUGCAUUCAUGGUUUAUGGAGGAUGUUUCGAAUGUUAUCCUUAGUGUAUAUAACUGCAAUUGUCUUAUACAGUUGCACUUGUCUGUAUACACUACACUGGAUACUCUAUUACAAAUUGAAAGAGUAUUCAUUUGAAAAUGUGAGGGUUGAGACUGAGAUGGAUGAUAUUCCUGAUGUAAGAAAUGAUUUUGCAUUCUUGCUUCAUCUUAUCGAUCAGUACGACAAACUUUAUGCCCGGAAGUUUGCCGUGUUUCUGUCAGAUGUGAGUGAGAACAAACUUCUUCAGCUCAAUUUGAAUCAUGAGUGGAGUCAGGAGCGGCUAAAACAGCGUCUCUUCACAAACAUUGAGAACAAAGUUGAGAUGCAUCUCUUCAUGAUGCCUGGAAUUCCAAUCCAGGUUUAUGACCUUACUGAGAUUGAGGUAUUAAAGCUGGAACUCAUCAAAGGUGUUGCCAUUUCUGCGGCCAUCUCUAACCUGAAAAUGAUGAAAGAAAUGUGGUUAUACAAUUGUUCAGUUAAGGUGGAAAGGCAGGCACUUUUAUUCUUGAAGGAGAAUUUGAUAACUUUACGUGUACGAUUUGGUAUUGCUGAUGAAAUACCUCCGUGGAUAUUCACCCUGAAAAGUUUGCGUGAGCUCUAUAUUGAAGGGCAACUGCAAACAGACAGCAAAAUCUCCACAGCUCUGCAAAUGUUUCGUGAGCUACCUAAGAUAGACACUUUGCAUCUGAAAACUAACAUAACCAAGCUGCCAGCUGCAAUUUUAGACAUGGCACCUCACCUUCUAUGUCUGAUAAUCCACAACGAGGGUGUAAAAAUAACAUCUCUUGCAAACAUUAAGAAGCUCUUCUGCCUGACUCUGUUGAGGCUGCUCCAUUGUAAUUUGGAAAGAAUUCCUAGUGCCAUCUUCAGCUUAACCAACUUACAGGAACUGGAUCUCAAAGACAACAACCUAAGUUCAACAGAGGAGCUUGCCAGUUGCCAAAACCUUCGAAAACUCAUCUGUCUCAGGUUAUGGCAUAACAACAUCACUUCAAUUCCUGUUCACAUUGCCAAAAUUGCUAAACUUGAAAUGCUUUAUCUCAAUAAGAACAAGAUUGAAUUCCUGCCUCCAAGUCUGUUUAAACUUACAAAGCUACUCUUCCUGGAUGUAUCGCACAAUCACAUCUCCAAGAUCCCUCCUGACAUAGACCAGCUCGUAGAGCUGCAGCAUUUUGCUAUAGAAUGCAAUAAGGUGACUGAAGUACCAGAAAACCUUUUCUCUUGCACCAAGCUUCGUGUGCUGAACAUCUCACAUAACAACUUAACUUACCUCUCUCCUUCUAUCGGAUGUCUCCGGCAACUACAAUUUCUGGACAUUAAAGUCAACAAACUGGAUAAACUUCCAGUUGAAUUGGGACAAUGUGUUUCUCUUCGCAAAAACCAAUUGAUUGUAGAAGAUGACAUUUUUAAAACCCUACCUCUGGAAGUUAGGGAGCAGAUUACAAAUACCACAUCAAGCUAA
Molecule: messenger RNA, 2463 nt
Organism: Rhincodon typus (whale shark)
Lineage: Eukaryota; Metazoa; Chordata; Chondrichthyes; Orectolobiformes; Rhincodontidae
Product: volume-regulated anion channel subunit LRRC8C-like
Exons: 2
Coding region: 7-2463 (818 amino acids)
Molecular function (GO): protein binding
Source: RefSeq, a predicted model, not a curated record